AGUUCGACGCCGUCACAUCAGCGUUUUUUCUCUUUCUUUCUCUCAGCAGGGUAACUUUUUCUUGUUUUACAGUUCAUAGACUUCGUUUCCAGAGCAUCUUCGUUUUGCUGUUGCUCUUCUUCCUACCCUCUUUACUGGCCAUAAUCGCUGUCUCUGUCCCAAGAAACUGCGCGAACCGACAACAUACCUGCAGUCGACGCCGCAUCUUGCUCCCCCUUUUUUUUUUGGCUUCAUACAGAACUCUUUAGACCUGCGUAGACCCACCACUAUUUGGUACCUCGAACCAGCCAGCCAAUCCAAGAAAAAGGAAACAAGCAAACAAUGCCUCCUAAGCCCGCGCAGGAUUUCUUCUCGCUCGACGCGAAUGCACAGCGCGAGGCACUCAUCAUUAUUAAGAAGCUUCAGGGCAAGAUUCUCUACAGCGACAAAUACUACGACGACAACUACGAGUACCGUCAUGUAAUUCUGCCGAAGGAUCUCUCCAGGCUGGUGCCCACGAAUCGUCUCAUGAGCGAGUCGGAGUGGCGCCAGCUAGGCGUACAGCAGUCACAGGGUUGGGUGCAUUACAUGAUUCACAAGCCGGAGCCGCACGUGCUUCUCUUCAAGCGCCCGCGCACUGCGUAA
Molecule: messenger RNA, 624 nt
Organism: Leptomonas pyrrhocoris
Lineage: Eukaryota; Euglenozoa; Kinetoplastea; Trypanosomatida; Trypanosomatidae
Product: cyclin-dependent kinase regulatory subunit
Exons: 1
Coding region: 322-624 (100 amino acids)
Biological process (GO): regulation of mitotic cell cycle
Cellular component (GO): cyclin-dependent protein kinase holoenzyme complex; SCF ubiquitin ligase complex
Molecular function (GO): cyclin-dependent protein serine/threonine kinase activator activity; ubiquitin binding; protein kinase binding
Source: RefSeq, a predicted model, not a curated record